UGCCUCUCGUUUUCGUAUAAGGUAGUCGAUAGUGGUCAAACUAUAUUAUUUAGACGUUUGUGUAGGCCUAUUCCUUAACGUAUAGUACUUACAACUAAACAAAUAGCUGAGAACCAGGAGAAGUGACGAAAACUAUAUCCUCAGUAAGCGCGCGCCCUCCAACAAGUGUUCUUGCCCAUCUCUGGGAUUGCAUUCCGUGGCAAUCGAGUCAUCAUUAUCUAGUCUGUGACAUUCUCCAUCCAAAAACGGCACAUCAUGACCGACUUCUCGCAGACAGCGACCGUCACUCAGACGACUACGGUGACCCAGCCGUACAUCCGUUACGAUCCGGAAUACAUCAAAACCAUUCCGGCCAUCAUCAAGAUUGUCUGCAUCGUGCUGAAUUUGAUCGGGUUCAUAUGCAUCGAAGUGUCAUACUUUAGUCAUCACUCUCGGGGAUCGUUCUUCAACACGGUGGCAAUGGUGGGAUUCUGGUUCACCGGAAUCAUGCUGGUCUUCUACCUGUUCCAUGUGUGCGAAAAGUUUCACAAGAUACCGUGGCUAAAAAUAGAAAUGUACUUUUGUGCAGCUUGGGCCCUGAUGUACAUGCUGGCCUCGUCGCUGGCCGCGGCGACCAACGUUGAGGCGUUCCAGGCGGCAGCGUUUUUCGGAUACUGUGCCAUGAUCGCGUACGGGUACGACGCAUUCCUUAAGUACAAGGCCGUCAACAAUGGUGAAAUCGCUCAGGGAUCGCGAUCCGUUCAGCAGCAGCAGCAACAGCAAACCAUUUCCACAGUGACAUCCUACUGAAGUGUUUUUAGCUCAUAGACCACACAAUACAUACAUUUAAGUUUGAAAGUGCGCGUUUUUCAAUGAACUCGCUUUCCGUACUCACAGAAAAUGUCUGCUACUCCGUAGCUACGAUUUAGUUCAAAUUAAAAUGCGAAAACGCUCCUUAGAUUAUUGAAAAAUGCUAGAACCAUUUUGUACCUGUACAACUUCUAGUCGGGUGUGUAACUAAGCUCUUGGUCAAAAAAUGUAACUCAAUUAAGCUUCUAGUAGAAGCUUCAAAAGGAAGCUUCUAACUAAAGCUCCUGAAAGAAGCUCUUAAGGUGAUUCAUUGAAGCGUCCAACAAUGGCCUUAUGAUGGCUGAUAUUCCCUAUCACUUCAAGAUAUCUAGAGUACAAAUCAUAGACGCUGUUGUGGCAUCACUCAUGAAAUUGGAACUCCUUGUGUACCGCACUGCAGCAAACUUGAAGUUCCAGUUUCAUUGUCAUAAGCUUUGUGAGAGCUGAUAUUUGUGCCCUAGAAAUUUUUAUGUGGUAAUCAGAAAUAAGGUUUCCACAGCGAUUCACCUUAAAAGCUUCUGAGAUAAGCAUCUAAAACAAGCUUCUGGGAAAAGCUUUUAGAUGAAGCAUUACACUUUUUUCUAUCGCUACACUUCUCUAGCUUAAAAAAAAAGCACGGGAAGGGUAACUAUCUUGAGUAGCAACACAGAAACAGUAUAAAUUGAAAUCCUGACUACGCGCUUUGACAAAACACAAUAUUUAUUUUCAAUAAUUUAUGGUGCAUUUUCCCGUUUUUAUUGCGCUUUUUUCGGUUUUCGUCCGCUAUACCUUGACUAAAAAAUGUAAAAUAUCUGCUGAUAAAUUAUUUUAUAACUUUAUUUUUUGUUUAAACUAAUCUCAAAGAAAGCGAAUCUCUUUGCCGAUAGUUUUUUUUUCAGAUUUCUUCGAAGAGUGUAGUUAAUGUAUGUUAUUUCUUUUUUUAAGAUAAUUUGUACAGAAAAUGUCUUCGUUUAUGUUAGAAAUCGUUCGUAUUAGCGGUAAUAAUGCAAUCUGAUCUGCCUCAACAACAAUGGUAUUUCUCAACUUACUGAAACUUAUUGUAAACACAACCACCAUGUAAUGCGCCUUAGAUGUGGUCCAAAAUAUUGAAGAUAAUGUAUAAUCUGACAGACCAAUCACCAAAUAUUAUACAGAACUGUACUGCAUCCGUCGCAAUGUCCUUAGAUUUUUCACCGAAGUAUUGUAUUGUUUUAGUAGAGCUGGUACUAGCGUUUGCUGUAUGUAUAAAAAAAACAAAUCAAGCGAAUAAAUUAUUUACACUUAAAAUUCUGAUUUUAUUUACAUUA
This is a messenger RNA of Ochlerotatus camptorhynchus, 2114 nucleotides long. Its product is annotated as CKLF-like MARVEL transmembrane domain-containing protein 4. Gene Ontology annotation, cellular component: membrane. Lineage: Eukaryota; Metazoa; Arthropoda; Insecta; Diptera; Culicidae. The transcript is spliced from 3 exons. Bases 256 to 789 code for a protein of 177 amino acids. The record is from RefSeq and is a predicted model, not a curated record.